AUGGAAGACGAAGACACAGGGACUGGCAAUGUUCGUGUUGUGUGCAGAUUCCGCCCUCUAAACGAAAAAGAAAAAGCUAUCUCCAUGCAGGUUUGCGUGAAUUUCAGCCCGGACAACAAAACUGUCUUAGUUCGCACCUCUGAAGGUGGUGAGCCCACCAAAUUCAAUUUUGACUACGUUUUUACACCUCUUGCAACUCAGCGACAAGUCUACGAAAUUGCCGCAAAGCCGACAGUUGAAGCCAUAAUACAAGGAUUUAAUGGGACAAUUUUUGCCUAUGGACAAACAUCUUCAGGGAAAACAUUUUCAAUGACAGGGCCAGAUCUUUACGAUGAAGAGCUUAUGGGGAUUAUCCCUCGUAUGGUAAGCACUGUUUUUGAAAACAUUGUAAACGCUGAUGAACAUUUGGAAUUCCAGGUAAAAGUUGCGUACUGUGAAAUUUACAUGGAGAAGAUUAAAGAUUUGUUGGAUCCAAGCAAAACGAAUUUAAAGGUCCAUGAGGAUAAAGCGAGAGGAGUUUAUAUAGCUGAUUUAACCGAAAAAUAUGUAGGCAGCAUGGAAGAAGUGUAUGACUUAAUGGCCUUUGGGACUAGUAAUAGAGAAGUUGGGUAUACACAUAUGAAUGCUGGAAGCUCCAGAUCGCACUCACUAUUUUGUUUGACGUUAAAUAUGACAAAUAAAAAAGAUUUAUCAUCAAAGACUGGAAAAUUAUAUUUGGUGGAUCUAGCUGGAAGUGAAAAAGUUGGAAAAACUGGAGCUGAAGGCAAAAGACUUGAAGAAGCCAAAAAUAUUAAUAAAUCUUUAACAAGCUUAGGGCAGGUUAUCACGGCACUUACAGAUGGGAAAUCCACACAUGUCCCAUAUAGAGACUCUAAGCUGACAAGAGUCUUGCAAGAUUCUUUAGGAGGAAACUCGAAGACUGCUUUAAUUAUAACUUGUUCACCCUCUCCUUAUAAUGAAGCUGAAACUAUUAGCACCCUCAGGUUUGGAAUUCGUGCAAAAUCUAUAAAAAACAAGCCAAGAGUCAAUAGAGAAUAUACAGUUGCUGAGCUAAAACUUAUGCUUGAUAAAGCAAAAGAAGAAAUGGUAAUUAAAGAUAAGCGUAUUUUGCAGCUAGAAGGCAGUCUAAAAACUCUUGGUGCAGCAAUACCUCCAUCAGCCUCAGGAAAAGAUCAGCCACCAGAGGCAGCAGAAGAAGAGCAAAAAAAUGAAUCAAGCUCUGAAGAAGAGGAAAAAAAAGAGCCAGAAAUUCAAUACAUAGAAAACAAAGAAAUGAUCCAAGAGCUUGAAGACACAAAACUCCGGCUCUCGGAAGAAGUUGAAAACUCAUUAAAACUGAAAGCAGAAAUUCUGAAAAAAGAUGAAGAAAUUGAAGACUUAAAAGAGCAAAAUGAAAACUUAAAUGAAGAAGUCCAGAGUUUUGAGGCAAGAUAUAAGCUACUUGAAGACACUUUAACAAUAAAAGAGGAAAGAAUUGACGCACUUACCGAUAUGAAUGCAUCAUUAGAAUCAGAAAUCGAAGCACUCAAUGAUAAAGUGCUUAAACUCUCCCAAAAAAUUUCAGAAAAAACAACUGAAAAUGAACAGUUGAUAAGACAAAGCACGCUAGAAAGGCAAGUAUCGUCUGAAGACGAAUUUUCCAAAUUAAAAGCAGAACUGGAAGAGGAAAGAGGCAAAACUCAAUGGGAAAAGGAAAAAAACCAAGCUUUGACCAAUGAGCUAAAAUUAGUUCAGAGAAGGCUAGAUGAAACUAUUUCAGUAGGCCUUCCAAAGAUGGACAAACUUCGCAAUGAAAUUAUUGAAGAAGUGACAUUAAAAGAAAGAGAACGAUGGAAUGCAGAAAAAAGAACCAUAAUGAAAGAUCUUCAGACAAGGGUUAAGCAAGUAAUUGAUUUAGAAAUCCAGCUAGACGAGCUCAGAGAAGUCAAUAGGAACAUUGAAAGCAAUUUGUCAAUAGGAGAAAAGGAGCUUAAGAAGAAGACUGAUACUUUAGAAAGAAACCUUGAACAAUUAACCUUGAUGUAUCAUCAAUUAGUCAGUGAAAAAUCGAAGAUGAGUGUUGAAAGCAAAAUUACUGAGAAGAAGAUAGCAAGAAUAACUGAUAAAAAUAAAAAACUGGAGGAGUCCUUGGCUAUUGAAAAGGCUAAGCUUGCUGAAGCAUUAAAUCAGGUCCAAACAAUGAGCAAUGAAAUGAAUGAUAGAUCUCAUAGAUAUUCAAUAUCUAUUGGAAAUAUCAGAAAGACAAUUCAAGGAGGGGGAGGGAAAGUCGCCUCCAGGCAAACUGUAAUGCAUCCUUUAAUGAUGCCAAUCCAAGAAGAAAGAGCUUUGAAAGGCUAG
This is a messenger RNA of Blepharisma stoltei, 2337 nucleotides long. The record is from the annotation of a GenBank genome assembly. Lineage: Eukaryota; Ciliophora; Heterotrichea; Heterotrichida; Blepharismidae.